UACCAGGUUUCCUUAACGUUUCCUUUUGUUACCAUUAGUUCUUUCACAAUUUAGCAUUACAAUUUGCUUUAAGUUUAUAUAUUGAUUAAUAACGGUUAUCCAUAUUUAAGAGCACAAUCGGAGCCUAAAUCAACUACAUUAAUGUCAGGCCAAGGUGAAUCAACUUUAUCUCCUCACGAGGAAGACUGGUCUAUAAUCUCUUCUUGUUCUGACAAUGAAGAUGAUCCCUCAACUGCUGGGUUUCCUGACCAAGAUUUAGAUUAUUCCUUAUCAUUGAGUGACAGAAUCAAGACCAAUCACGUUAGCGAUUCGGUUUCUAAUUCCAUACUACAAGUUCCAGAACUUAUCACUUCAACGGAGCUGUCAAAAGCUACUGUUAAGAUAAAUGAGAGUGAAAUUCAUGACUAUGUCGAGUCAAGAGAAGACGACGAUGCUGCUGUUGCUACUGAUGCUGAAAUUGUCGAAGAUGACGAAUCUCAGUUUACUCCCUCCAGUAGUUCGGACAUCAAAUCCCAAAUUAGUAUUGGUUCUGACCAGUACAUCAAUGUUGCCCCAAAAAUAAAUUUCUAUGAAAAUUUAAGCAAAUUUAACGAUUCAAUUAAACAAAAGUCGAAUGAAUUUUAUUCCAAUUAUGCCAAAGUCAAGAUGGAUCAAUUAAAUAAUUACCUAGCAGAUCAACACCCCGAGGAAAUACACGAAGGUGAAAUUGAUCCAACCUUGAACCAGAGUGAAUUGAAGAUUGAGGCCGAAGAUUCACCUGGAUUUGAAUCGAGCGCAGUGUCCACUCCUUCUUCGACUCCAGUAGCACCACCUACAAUUGUCUUACCUUAUUGGAAACGUUGCUUGCUUAGAGGAAUAGAUUAUGUUAAGGAUGUUUUGGACUGUAACUCGGAUUAUCUUUAUUACUACUUUGUUGGAAUAACUAUUGGGAUUUUUUCACUUGGUUUUGGAGUACGUUAUCUCUGGCCAGCUCCUGUAAUUGAUCAUCCAAUGACCACCAUGGAAAAAGUUAACCAGUUUUGGGAUAGUAUAAUAUAUGAAGAAGAAGUUAUACCAGGAAAUAUCUUCCUGUUUUCUAAAAAGAAGCAAAAGAUUAAUAAAUGGGUUAAAUAUAGUCUGGAGUUUGAAAUUAGUGUUUUCGAUGCCACUGAUAAGAUUUUUAAGAAUGUUUGGGACAAGAAAUCUUUUAGAGAAUUCUCUAUUCGGAUGAAUGAAUUUUAUAUUUCUACUAAUCAUACAUUAUAUCCUCUUGUGGCAAAAGCUUGGGAAAAUGCUAAAGUUAUGAGACAAGAGGCUAGAGAUAAUUUAGAAGAAUGGGGCAAAGUUGGAUUUGAGAAUUUAGAUAAAUAUAGCAGAAUAGGUAUCGGGAAUUUGGAUAAAUAUGGUAGGUUAGGUUGGAUUAAAUUUAGAGAAAAUGGAAAUAACUAUAUGGAAUUGGUUAAAGAAUAUGGAAUAAAGGGCUGGGUAAGAGCUGAUGAAUACAGUGCUAUUGGGUACAAAUAUGUUGUGCGUGGUACUGAGAGAUUGUUGACACAUUCUGCACGUGCAUCGAAUAAACUUGUGGUCUUUAUGGAAUCUUUUGUGUCUAGUGGUGCAGAAAUAGGAGGUAAUUAUGUGGAAAAGACACGGAAGGCGGUUAAAGCAUUGUUGGAUUCGGAUGCCAAUACUAGAUUGAAGAAUUCGGUGGGGAAUGAACUAAACUUGGUGAUGGCUGAAGGCAAACAAGCAGCUAGAUUGGUGCGGAAACAGUCAGAAUUACUAUUUAAUGAAUUAUUUGGCAAGAAUUGAGCGGAACAUGUAAUAAAGGUACUUACCUCUUUCAUCGGAAGUUUUUUGGUUUUUGUUUGAUGUUUGUUGAUUAUUUCUUUUAUUAUGUGUUUGGAUGGAACUAUGGAUGAAGCUUAGAUAUGUGGUAAAUACUAUCUCUGUAUAUAAGUGAUUGCAAUUUUGAAACUGGAAGAUUAUAAAAUGACUG
Spathaspora passalidarum NRRL Y-27907 is the source of this 1975-nucleotide messenger RNA. RefSeq lists its product as uncharacterized. The transcript has a single exon. The record is from RefSeq and is a predicted model, not a curated record. Lineage: Eukaryota; Fungi; Ascomycota; Pichiomycetes; Serinales; Debaryomycetaceae. The coding region runs from base 142 to 1788 and encodes 548 amino acids.